CACCCGGUAAUCAUUUACUGUAACCACGUCGGAAGAAGCAUGGUGGAAAUGUCUGAGGCAGGAGUUACGCACGUCGUUUUGUUGACACACUGAUAUAAAUCUGUUAUUUCAAGAAUCGCAAGCUUUAUAUGUUCCGAUUAUACUCCUGGCUUGUUAAAGGCGUAUUUUCGUACAAACUGUUUCCAUUUUGUGUAUAAAUACUUGGGUAUUAAACAGUCAUAAUGAAGAUCAAACGUCAGAAGCAUGCAAAGAAAAGCAUCAUUUAUUAUAAGUACAACUUCAACUUUCGGCAACCUUUCCAAAUAUUAAUUGAUGGGACAUUUUGUCAAGCGGCGUUGAAAAAUAAGAUACAAAUAAAAGAACAAUUGCCAAAGUAUCUCAUGGGAGAAGUUCAGCUUUGCACCACGAGCUGCGCACUAAAGGAACUUGAGACUCUACCAAAGGAACUGUAUGGAGCAAAACUCAUUUUACAGAGGUUUCAAGUUAGGAAAUGCAAACACACCAAAGAUCCAGUACCUGCAUCACAGUGUUUGCUGUCAAUGCUUGAGGAAACAAAUCCACACCACUACUUCAUUGCAACACAGGAUUAUGAGUUGACUACAGCCCUGAAGAAGAUCCCAGGGGUUCCUCUGCUCUACAUUAUCCAGAACACCAUGGUUUUAGACAAACCCUCAGCUUCUACGCUGAAGCACGUAGAAGCUGUUCAGCUGGGGGAAAUAGUGAGCUCACCCCAACAGAAGAGCAUCCAAAGUCUGAAAGAAAAGGAGGGUUUCGGCAAAGACGGUGAGGAGAGAAGGGGCAAGAAACGCAAGAGAAAAUCCAGCAACCCGAACCCCCUUAGCUGCCUGAAGAAAAAGAAGAAACCAAUGCAACAACAGCCUAAAAAGACAGAAGGAGAGAAAAAGAAAAGGAAUAGACACAAGAGACGAAAGGCUGCUGGGGGACAGACGGCAGCAGUUAGUUUGAACCCUACAACUGCUUAGAGUCAAAUGCAUUUUUUCACUCUAUAGACUUAUUGACCUUCCGUAUUUGCCAGAUAAUCACUUGGUGUGCACACUGUCGAAAAUAAAGGUACACAGCUGUCACUGGGGCAGUACCCUUUAAAAGGUCCUAACAUGUACCAUUUAGGUACAAAUAUGUAUCUUUAAACUAUUAAUUUGUACAUUUGAAGAACUAAUAUGCACUCUUUGGGUACAAAGGUGUACCUUUUUCGAAAGGGUACUGUCCCAGUGACGACUUUUGUACCUUUAUUUCUGAGAGUGCAUAAUAAACACGUUUUUGUUUGUCACCAUUUUUUUGUGUUGUGUUAGUUUUUAUUUUUAGUCAUUUACAGGUUCAGACAUUGCAUGUUUACAAAAAGUGUAAAACAUUUUCAUUUAUAAUUUUUUUUAAUGAAAUUAAUGUAACUUUAAAUGAAUGAAAUCUUCAGUGGAAUUUACUUGUGUAAAGUGUAUGAGUGUGAGUGGAUGAUGAUGAAAAAUUAUAAAUUUUUAAAACCUAUUAGAAGUGUAAAAGAAGUUUGUGUUGAUUAAAGAUCAUGUAAAAGUUGUUCAAAUGGCCUUUCACCUACCUUUUUAUUUUACUUAACAUUAGAAGGCGGUACAGCCUCCAAAAGACAAACCACUUAAACCACUUGUGCUUUUAUGUCCAAUAAAUGUGUUAGGUUCUUCUUAAACUUGUCAGGAUUGUACCCUGAGUUUGUCAAAUUAAUCUUACACAAGCGCUUGCAGAUGUUUAUGUUUAUUAUGAUGCAAGAAUGUCAUCAUAUGUUUUCAUUUUCUUGAAACUAUAAGGUUAGUUUAG
Molecule: messenger RNA, 1803 nt
Organism: Misgurnus anguillicaudatus (oriental weatherfish)
Lineage: Eukaryota; Metazoa; Chordata; Actinopteri; Cypriniformes; Cobitidae
Gene: utp23
Product: UTP23 small subunit processome component
Cellular component (GO): small-subunit processome
Source: RefSeq, a predicted model, not a curated record